UCGAAGAUGAUGAUGAUGAGGAGCUUCUCGGAAAAGACACGGUUGAAUAUGAUGAGAAGUGGUAAAAAGGACGACGUUGAUAGCAAGAAUGUAAAGAAUAAUAGAUUCUUGAUCACUAUCAAUGUAUUUGGAAGUGCCGGGCCAUUGAGAUUCGUCGUGAGCCAAGAUGAUAAUAGUGCGAGGGUCAUCGAGACUACCCUAAAGCUAUAUGCUCGUGAGGGUCGCCUUCCAAUCUUGGGCCUCGAUACCAAUUGCUUUAUUCUUUACCGUGCCAAUGCUGAAUUCGACGCCCUUAAACCAUGGGAAACAAUAGGAUCAUAUGAUGUAAGGAAUUUUGUGUUAUGCAAGAAAGAAAAUGUGAAGACAAACAUGACACAAGGAAGAUCAGAGCUUAUCAAUACCAAGAAGUAUAGAGGAUGGUUUGUUUGGCUUCAAAAGUCUUUUAGUCUCAAGAUUCUUCCUCACUAGAAUAUAUACAUAUAUAUAUAUAUAAUAAUUAGUCACAAGAUAGUUUGAUAAUUAAAAAAAUAUGUUUAUAUAUAUAUACAAUAAUUAAUCAUAUGAUACCAAAGAUAUCUCUAUCUUCAUAUUUCUCAUCAAAACACAAAAAUUGUACUAUAUGUUAUUCAAGAC
Messenger RNA from Andrographis paniculata, 633 nucleotides. RefSeq lists its product as uncharacterized. The transcript has 2 exons. Lineage: Eukaryota; Viridiplantae; Streptophyta; Magnoliopsida; Lamiales; Acanthaceae. Bases 7 to 468 code for a protein of 153 amino acids. The record is from RefSeq and is a predicted model, not a curated record.